AUGGCUCCUGCUAGGAGGCUGAAGAUUCUGGCCAGUCACUUCCUCCCUGGGUGGUGCACUGGGGGCCUUCGUGUUCUUGAGCUGACAAGAGCAGCUGCCCCUGACUUUACUAGUUUUGGGGACUCAUCGCGCUCUCUUUCUCUCUUUCUCUCUCCACCCCCACACCCCUACUCUCUCUCUCUCCUCCCUCCAUGGGCUUUGUGGUUGCAGGGCUCACAAUAUGAACUCAAAGACAACCCCGGGGUGCACCCUGCCACCUUCGCAGCCCACACGGCGCCAGCCUACUACCCCUAUGGCCAGUUCCAGUACGGGGAUCCCGGGCGGCCCAAGAACGCCACGCGCGAGAGCACCAGCACGCUCAAGGCCUGGCUCAACGAGCACCGCAAGAACCCCUACCCCACCAAGGGCGAGAAGAUCAUGCUGGCCAUCAUCACCAAGAUGACCCUCACGCAGGUCUCCACCUGGUUCGCCAACGCGCGCCGGCGCCUCAAGAAGGAAAAUAAGGUGACGUGGGGCGCGCGCAGCAAGGACCAGGAGGACGGAGCCCUCUUCGGAAGCGAUACGGAAGGCGACCCUGAGAAGGCUGAGGACGAUGAGGAGAUCGACCUGGAGAGCAUUGACAUCGACAAAAUCGACGAACACGACGGCGACCAGAGCAAUGAGGACGAGGAGGACAAGGCCGAGGCGCCGCGCGCGCCCGCGGCACCUACAGCCCUUGCUCGGGACCAGGGCUCGCCGCUAGCAGCCGCCGACGCGCUCAAGUCCCAGGACUCGCCCCUGGGCCUGGUCAAGGAGGUCCCGGAGCCUGGCAGCACGCGCCUGCUGAGUCCUGGCGCCACGUCGGGUGGCCUGCAGGGCGCGCCGCACAGCAAGCCCAAGAUCUGGUCCUUGGCCGAAACGGCCACAAGCCCCGACGGCGCGCCCAAGGCCUCGCCGCCGCCUCCCGCCGGCCAUCCCGGCGCGCAUGGGCCCCCCGCGGGCACGCCGCUGCAACACCCCGCCUUCCUGCCCAGCCACGGACUGUACACCUGCCACAUCGGCAAAUUCUCCAACUGGACCAACGGAGCGUUCCUCGCGCAGGGCUCCCUGCUCAACAUGCGCUCCUUCCUGGGCGUCGGCGCGCCCCACGCCGCGCCCCACGGCUCGCACCUGCCUGCGCCGCCGCCGCCGCAGCCGCCGGUCGCCGUGGCUACAGGGGUGCUCCAUGGUGACAAGGCCUCUGCUCGCAGCAGCCCCGCGCUCCCAGAGAGAGACCUCGUCCCCAGGCCGGACUCGCCGGCACAGCAGUUAAAAUCGCCCUUCCAGCCCGUGCGCGACAACUCGCUGGCCCCCCAGGAGGGAACGCCCCGGAUCCUAGCAGCCCUCCCGUCGGCCUGAUUCAGGGUCUUCUUUUACAUUUGCGGGGGGAGGGGGGAGGAGUUCGGGAGGGAGGGGAUGAGGGAGGAAUUAGGACAAAUAUUUCAGACUGGUGUAACGGACAAAUAUAAAUAUGGCCACGACGUCGAGGACUCCCAUCCAUCGCUUUCUGCAGAAAGGGGCUCGUCCUGCCCGAGCUCCAGUGCAGGCAGCCUGGCCUCUGCCCUUGGCUCUGGUGGCUGGCACCAUGCUCUGGUUCGCUAUCAGCUCGGUAAAUGCCCCACGUGCUUGUGUCUUUUUUUUUUUUUUCUUCCUUCCUUCUUUCUGUAUAUAGAGUGAUUUCAGAUUGUAAAUAGCGCGUCAGCGAACUUGUCUAAAUCAUAUAUUUUUGUCUAAUAAACUAAAUGAAAUGAUGCUCACUGCC
Molecule: messenger RNA, 1780 nt
Organism: Leptonychotes weddellii (Weddell seal)
Lineage: Eukaryota; Metazoa; Chordata; Mammalia; Carnivora; Phocidae
Source: RefSeq, a predicted model, not a curated record